ACAAAUUGCUCCAACUAUUUAGGGUUUGACAGUGAAUGGCAUCAAUGGUGAUCGCUGGUCAAAGUAUUGGGAAUUGUAUAAACAUCAACCAGAUGAUGAUGUAAUCCAAAUCUUACAACUUCCACCUGGAAAAAUCAAAGAAUUAAAUAUCAAAAGUUUGCGGAUGACAGAUUCAACGACACAAGCCCUUCUUCCUCAUCUUAAUGUGAUGGAUAAGCUUGGUUUGGGUGAGGCGAAACUUUCUGCACAAAAUUGUAUCAUCUUACAUGAAGCUGUUGAACGACUAACAAACCCCCAAGGUUUAACAGUGAAUGACGUCAAUGGUGAUCGAUGGUCAAAGUAUUGGGAAUUGUAUCCGAAUCAACCAGAUGAUGAUGAAAUGCAAAUCUUACAAUUUCCACCUGGAAAAAUCAAAGGAUUAAAUAUCGAAGUGCGGAUGACAGAUUCAAUGACACAAGCCCUUCUUUCUCAUCUUGAUGUGAUGGAUAAGCUUGGUUUGGUAUCUUGGCCCAAUGACAUAAACCUGAACCCCUACAUGGAAGAUAUAUCCAGGAAAAUAAUGGAUCGGCAAAACAAAAUACAGCUUGUUAUAUCUGCACCACUGGAUGAGAAUGCUACACACUGGUUAGCCCGGUGUCUUUCUAAUGUGAGUGACUUAACAAUAAUUGAGUGGAAACUUUCUGCACAAAAUCGUAUCAUCUUACAUGAAGCUGUUGAACAACUAACAAACCCACAAGUUAGUGUGUUUAAUUUUCAUCUUAGAAGUGGAAUGUAUUUAAUCGCGCUCCUAUCUUAUCAACUUAUUCUUACUUGACUACUGUAUGCACUACAAUUGAUGUUAUGAAUCGUGAUGUACCGAGGUUCGGUUUACCAAAUUUAUUCAGCAGAAUUUAGCGAUUUUGGAUUCAGUUUUGGCCAAAUCAUGCAUACUGAUUCUGUAAACUACGUAAUAUUUUAAAGACAAUAUAAAUAAAAAAAUGUUUACGGGAAUGAAUUAUUGAGUUAGCUGCUUGCCUGAGUCGCAGUAAAACAAAUUUUUAAUUAAUUCAAA
Messenger RNA from Ciona intestinalis (vase tunicate), 1051 nucleotides. Lineage: Eukaryota; Metazoa; Chordata; Ascidiacea; Phlebobranchia; Cionidae. The record is from RefSeq and is a predicted model, not a curated record.